CAAUUGUCAUGAAGGAUUCUUCAGGGAGCUAAGGAUGGGUAAUGGAGUUCUGAUCAUUCAACAUCAUACUAACGCAAGGGGUAGAUUUCUGCAACUCUUAGAAUUCCAGAAUGGAAGGAGGAAAGGUUUGUUGGUGAUUCCGGAAGGCGCAAAUGGCAUUGGAUGGAAAGGUUUUCUGCAGUCCAUUCGAAGCGUUACUGGGUCCAAAGCCACUAUUCUGAAGCAUGCAAACAGAGGGAAGUUUGUUGACGGAAAGACAGUGGGAAGGCCUUCCUCGGUCAAAGGUGCCUUGUACACUUCGGUGUUGAGGUCAUUGGAGGGUGGUCUAGCCGAGAAUAGCUCCGCGGCGGAAGGAAAGGGUAAGACACUUGUAAGAGACAAAGGCAAUCAGGUGACAUUGGGAGAAGUGGAGGGGGUCUUAUAGGGUCGUUAGACCCUGGCAUCACUGUUCACGCCGAUGUCAUUCAGGAC
Messenger RNA from Juglans microcarpa x Juglans regia, 471 nucleotides. RefSeq lists its product as uncharacterized. The record is from RefSeq and is a predicted model, not a curated record. NCBI's taxonomy places the organism in Eukaryota, Viridiplantae, Streptophyta, Magnoliopsida, Fagales, Juglandaceae. The transcript is spliced from 2 exons. The coding region runs from base 35 to 424 and encodes 129 amino acids.